Messenger RNA from Ziziphus jujuba (common jujube), 2721 nucleotides. RefSeq names its product L10-interacting MYB domain-containing protein. The transcript has 9 exons. The coding region runs from base 152 to 2503 and encodes 783 amino acids. NCBI's taxonomy places the organism in Eukaryota, Viridiplantae, Streptophyta, Magnoliopsida, Rosales, Rhamnaceae. The record is from RefSeq and is a predicted model, not a curated record.
AAAAAAUGUUGGCUUUGCCUCUGUGACCAAACACAUCGGGCUGCUUUUUGCUCUUAUUCCGGAUUAGGGUUAACUCUUUGGCAAUCACAAUUCACAGAGUUUUCCUAGGCGCCAACCAAGCUUGCAAAUCAGUCUCGGGGGACAAGCAGAAAUGGGUAGCCAAACCACUACAACUAAUGAUCGCUCGAGGACAUAUUGGACACCAACAAUGGAACGAUAUUUCAUCGAUCUUAUGUUGGAGCAGAUGCAUAGAGGUACAAGGAUUGGCCACACUUUCAACAAGCAGGCCUGGACAGAUAUGCUAACCGUGUUCAAUGCGAAGUUUGGCUCUCAAUAUGACAAAGAUGUUUUAAAAAGUCGUUAUACAAAUUUGUGGAAGCAAUUCAAUGAUGUAAAGAAUCUUCUUGGCCAGAGUGGGUUUUCCUGGGAUGAAGCCCGUCAAAUGGUGGUAGCGGAUGAUUAUGUUUGGGAUGCUUACAUCAAGGCUUAUCCCGAUGCACGAUUCUACAAAACCAAGGCAGUGCUGAAUUUUAGUGAUUUAUGCUUGAUAUAUGGAUAUACAACUGCUGAUGGAAGAUACAGCCUUUCAAGUCAUGAUAUAGACAUUGAUGAUGAAGUGCAUGGAAUUAAUAUUGGGGAUGGAAUGGGCAGCCUUGCUUCACAGAGUAAUGAGCGUUUAAGAACAGAUUGGACAACAGCCAUGGACCAAUAUUUUAUUGAGCUUAUGUUGGACCAAGUAGGGAAAGGCAAUAAGACUCUUAGCACUUUCAACAAACAAGCAUGGACGGAGAUGCUUACCUUGUUCAAUGCAAAAUUUGGUCCUCAACAUGGCAAAAGAGUUUUGAGACAUCGAUACAAAAAAUUGCGGAAGUACUAUAGUGAUGUAACAUUUCUUCUAAAACAAGAUGGUUUUUCUUGGGAUGAAACACAAAGAAUGAUUGUAGCUGAUGACAAUGUUUGGGAUGCUUAUACAAAGGCACACCCGCAUGCUCGAACAUAUAAAACCAAAGCCUUGCCAAACUAUUGUGAUUUGACGCUAAUAUUUGGCAAUGACAUUGACAAUGGGAUCAGUAGUCAAACGCAUCAAGAGAAAAACCUUGAAGAUGACAUAUCACUAAUAAAACCAUAUGAAAGAAAGGGAGCUCAAACCUCCACUGUUGGGGAUCGUACAAGGACAUACUGGACACCACCAAUGGACCGCUAUCUUAUUGAUUUGUUGUUAGACCAGGUGCAUAGAGGAAAUAAACUUGGGCAGACAUUCAUAUGUCAGGCUUGGAUUGACAUGGUUACAGCUUUCAAUGCUCAAUUUAGAUCUUGUCAUGACAAAGAUGUUCUGAAAAAUCGAUACAAACAUUUGAAGAGGCAGUAUAAUGACAUAAAGAUUCUUCUUGAGCAUAGUGGGUUUUCUUGGGACGAAACACGUGAAAUGAUAUCAGCUGAGGAUUAUGUUUGGGAUGCUUAUACCAAGGAUCACCCUGAUGCUCGAUCAUAUAGAGUUAAAACAGUGCCAGGCUAUCACAAACUAUGUGUUAUAUUUGGAGAAGAAAGUUCUGACGGAAGAUAUAGCCGUUUGGCACGCAAUGCUGACCAUAUGAAUGAUUUACCUGUUUUGAUGUCAGGUGAGGAUAAAAUUGAUAGGUACCCUGCCAGUAUUGUUCCUUUAAGUAUAGAUUGGACUCCCCAAAUGGAUUGCUAUUUUAUCGAUCUUAUGUUAGAGCAGACGCAUGAAGGAAAUAAGGUUGAUCACACAUUUAAUGAGCAAGCAUGGACCCAGAUGCUUGUAUUAUUUAAUCAAACAUUUGGACUUCAAUGUGAUAAAUGUUUUCUAGAAGAUCGAUAUAUGUGCUUGAGAAAACAGUAUGAUGACAUCACCAAUCUUCUCAACAUUGGUGGGUUUGCAUGGGAUGAAACCCAACAAAUGGUAACUGCAGAUGAUGAAGUUUGGGAAGCCUGCAUUAAGGAAUACCCAGAGGCUAUCUCAUAUAAGAAUACAUGUCUUAGCAAUUAUAGUGAUUUGUGUAAGAUUUGUCAAAACGGAGUAUUAGAUGAAAGGUUAUGUGGUCAGGUUGCAGAAAUCGCAACAUGUCAGGAUGUAGUGGUGGAAACUGGGGAUGAAGCGGUGGAAAUAGAGAUGGAUGGAACAUCUGGCUAUCUUGAAUUAUCAGCUGAGGACUUUCAUAUAACCCACCAACAGAAAAGAGGGCCAACUGAGGUGUUAUCAGACUUGAGACAUUCGAGAAAAGCACAUAAAACUGAUAAUAAUAUGCAAAAGGCUCUGUCUGAGAUGGCUGGCAUGGUCACAGAAUUCAUAAAUAAGAAAGAGAACAAGAACUUUAAACCGAUAGAAGGUGCAAUUGAUGCACUUCAAGCUAUACCAGAUAUCGAUGAUGAGCUUUUAUUAGAUGCUUGUGAUCUUUUAGAAGAUGAGAGAAAAGCAAAGACAUUCUUGGCACUGGACGUAACACUACGAAAGAAAUGGUUACUAAGAAAGCUUCGUUCCUAGUCAGUUAAGAUUAUGGUUUUCCAAAGUGCGACAUUGGUUUUGAAAAUUUGUCUCACUUCCGAGUGUCUACAGUCUUAGACUGGGUUAGGUCUAUCUCCUUUUACUAUUAUUGGUUACCCUUUUCAUUCAGGAGUUUGAUAGAAGGAAGUUGUGAACUCGUUUUGCUGGACCAGUGCAAAGUUCCUUGAAAUAGUAUAGUCUUAUUACUAAUUUAAUCA